Messenger RNA from Megalobrama amblycephala (Wuchang bream), 1799 nucleotides. RefSeq names its product transcription factor AP-2 epsilon (gene tfap2e). The record is from RefSeq and is a predicted model, not a curated record. Gene Ontology annotation, cellular component: nucleus. Gene Ontology annotation, molecular function: DNA-binding transcription factor activity, RNA polymerase II-specific; RNA polymerase II transcription regulatory region sequence-specific DNA binding. NCBI's taxonomy places the organism in Eukaryota, Metazoa, Chordata, Actinopteri, Cypriniformes, Xenocyprididae. The transcript is spliced from 7 exons. Gene Ontology annotation, biological process: regulation of transcription by RNA polymerase II; anatomical structure development; regulation of cell population proliferation. The coding region runs from base 131 to 1417 and encodes 428 amino acids.
GAUGAACACAGUCUGAUAUAGAGCUUCAUACAUCACUGGGCUCGUGCAUGGAGCGCGCGUGUCCGCCUGUGAUCGCGCGCUGUUACUGAUUUUACGCGUAAAAUAUAUUUCUGAUCUCGAGUGUGUCCAGAUGUUAGUCCACACCUACUCCAGCAUGGACCGCGCGGACGGACUGUCCAGCUCCUCUCCCAGCGGCCGGCUCUCGCAGCUCUCCUCGCUGAACCAGGCGGCCUAUUCCUCGGCUCCGCCUCUCUGCCACACUCCGGCGUCCGACUUCCAGCCGCCCUACUUCCCACCUCCAUACCCCCAGUCCUCGCUGUCUUAUUCCCAGAGUCAAGACACCGGAUACCCGCAUUUACCGGACCCCUAUCCGUCCAUCAACUCCCUCCACCAGCACCAGCAGGCGGCGUGGCACUCUCAGCGCUCGCGCUCCGAGGACGCGGGGCUUCUGUCGCAGUCACACCGCGCUCUGAGCUUAGAUCCGCGGCGGGAGUAUCCGGGCGUCCCGCGGCUGCUCCAUCAUGGACUGGGAGAAGGAGCCGCGGCGCUGGGGGAAGGUCCUCUGGGGAUGCACGCGAUGGCUCACCACGGACUGGACGACAUUCAGCAGGGUAUGGAGGAGGCGUCAGCGCUGGGGAUCCUGGACCAUUCAGUCAUCAAGAAAGUGCCGGUCCCAUCGAAGCUCAACGGAUCGGCGGUCUCGGCCUUGUCCCUCACUAAAGAAGGCCUGGGUCUGGGCGGCGUGUCUAACCCCGCAGAGGUCUUCUGCUCCGUCCCGGGCCGCCUGUCCCUCCUCAGCUCCACCUCCAAGUACAAGGUGACGGUGGGAGAGGUUCAGAGACGUCUGGCCCCGCCGGAGUGCCUCAACGCCUCGCUGCUCGGAGGAGUCCUGCGCAGAGCCAAGUCAAAAAACGGAGGCCGCUGUCUGCGAGAACGCCUGGAGAAGAUCGGCCUCAACCUGCCGGCCGGCCGGAGAAAGGCCGCCAACGUCACGCUCCUCACAGCGCUGGUGGAAGGUGAGGCGGUUCACCUCGCACGGGACUUCGGGUACGUCUGCGAGACCGAGUUUCCCGCCCGGGCCACAGCGGAGUAUCUGUGCCGACAGUCCGACCCGGAUCAGCUGCCCACGCGACGCAGCAUGCUGCUGGCCACCAAGGAGAUCUGCAAGGAGUUCGUGGACCUGAUGUCGCAGGACAGGUCGCCGUUGGGUGGCAGUCGCCCCACGCCCUGCCUGGAGCCCGGGGUGCAGAGCAGCCUGACCCACUUCAGCCUCCUCACCCACGGCUUCGGCACGCCCGCCAUCUGCGCCGCCCUGUCCGCCUUCCAGAGUUACUUGCUGGAGGCCCUAAAACUGCUGGAUAAAGGGGAGGGAGGAGGAAAGGGCCACCAUGACAAGGAGCUGAAGCACCGCAAAUGAACAUUCGGGCGAGAGACGCUACCUCCCUCUCUUUUAGGAGCGUACGAGUGUAUUUAUGUGUACGAAUGUGUGCGUUCACCCCGUUUCACGCCUGUACGGACCGGUUGCAUUCGUUUGGUCUCCUGAGAAAACAAAAAUGCCACGCGCUGCAUGCGGACCGCAAACUCCCUCUGGACUCAUGGGAGAUCGGGACCCUGAACCGGUCGAAAGACGGCACGGACAAUAAGGGUUGGGGUGUAAAAAGUAAUUAGGUAUUGACAAAUGAAUUUGAAAAUGUCAUUUUGUACUUCAUGUUGUAUGUUUAUUAUCAAUGUUACUGUUCUUCUUAUUGCUGUAUCGCAAUGUAAAUGUAAUAUAUUAUUAAACCAACAACUGAAAUCAA